Messenger RNA from Naegleria fowleri, 303 nucleotides. RefSeq lists its product as uncharacterized. Lineage: Eukaryota; Heterolobosea; Eutetramitea; Acrasida; Naegleriidae. The record is from RefSeq and is a predicted model, not a curated record. Bases 1 to 303 code for a protein of 100 amino acids. The transcript has a single exon.
AUGCAAACAACGACAGCCAAUAAGAAGAAUUCUCCAACCUCAAGAUCUUCCAUUCUUUCACCCAACACAAGGAAUUCGAUUCAAAAUAAGGAUGGAUCAAAUACGACAACCAACACAACUCCCAACGAAAGUGCACUCUUGCCAAGUGGACAACAAGAACAACCAUUAUUGAGAAGAGAGGCGAAUACUCAUGAAACAUUCUCGCAUGGAUCGAAUCCACCCGUGGCCACAACCACGACCACCACCGCCACAAGAAAAAGAACACCACGUUAUUCAAUUUCAAUAAAGGAGUUGCUUAAUUAA